AUGGGUGAGGUGAGUCCAGCCGUGUUGGCACAUUUGUUCUACGACUUGGCCAAGAGUGAGGCCAGUUUUUUAGGUCUCUUGCGGCUUUGGCAACUGCACGAUCCAGGAUGUCCCAACUUUGAUGAGGGCAAGCUGCAGCCAGUCACCGAAGAACUGCAGAGGCUGUUCCGAGACUGUUUCCGCAGGAAGAGAUCGGCGAAGAGACUUCCUGGAUUCAUUUGGGCCCUGCCACUGGGUGGCCUCGUGGAUUUGUUGGGACUUUGUGGUGACCCCCGAGAUCUUGUGCCACACCAUGCAAGAAGCCAGCAAAAGGGAGAUGGGACGCCAUCAGCUGGGCCUGGGAUGGCUCUUGGCACGCAGCUUCAACUUGGGCAAGGGAGGAACAGCACGUGCUCAAAUGCAGCUGGAUGCAUUGUGGCGCUUGGUCAUGGAAGACCUGGAGAGGGCGGAGCCGGCGGCCAGCGAAUUUCGAAGGUGGCGGAGGUUCUGCUAUGUCCUCGGGAUGUUGCUCCUGAUGAUCACUUUGCCGAUCUCCUUGCCAGUCUCCAUUGUUCACACCAGCUCAUGGGUCAACCAGAAGCUCGUACACCUCAUGCUGCUGAUCUUCUGGGCAUGACCUACUCGUGGUGGGCCAGGGAGGAUUUCUGCUGGGAACCUCUGCUGCGAAUCCUGCUCGCCGUGGCCCUCAGCGUGGUCUUUGCACUCAUGACUGUUACUACCUUGGAGCCUCGUGUGCACGGCUGGGUAUCGACCUUGAAGCCACGGAUCCCCUUGAUGGAAGCACGACUGCAUCUUGAACUCUCCAGAGCCUGA
Molecule: messenger RNA, 813 nt
Organism: Durusdinium trenchii
Lineage: Eukaryota; Dinophyceae; Suessiales; Symbiodiniaceae
Source: the annotation of a GenBank genome assembly